Molecule: messenger RNA, 1027 nt
Organism: Cimex lectularius (bed bug)
Lineage: Eukaryota; Metazoa; Arthropoda; Insecta; Hemiptera; Cimicidae
Product: 3-oxoacyl-[acyl-carrier-protein] reductase FabG-like
Exons: 1
Coding region: 202-969 (255 amino acids)
Molecular function (GO): oxidoreductase activity
Source: RefSeq, a predicted model, not a curated record
UUUUGCGCUCAAGACAAUGAGUUAAUUAAGUUAAGUCUAUAAUUUAUCGUUUUAUAAUAUUGGCUAAUUGUAACGUUAACUUCAUAGGGUAUCGAAGGACUUGAAGAUAGUUGUGGAUAGACCUUCAAAUCCCACGUGACUUCGGCCGGCCACUUAUCGCUGAAUUACGGUCGAUUGUUUAAUAAAAUAUCGGAAAGAGAGAUGGCGGAUGCUUCGUUCCGUGGUAAAGUGGUCAUUGUAACCGGUGCCAGCUCAGGGAUAGGUGCAGAGACGGCCAGGCACUUCUACAAAGCUGGUGCCAGUUUGUUGUUGACGGGAAGGAACGCCGAGAAUUUGCAGAAGGUCUCAUCCCAAUGCGGCGACGCCCCGACCGUCAUUGGCGACCUCGCGACUCAGACCGACCUUGGGAAGAAAAUCGUCGAUGAGACCAUGGCCAAUUAUGGUAAGGUGGACGUUCUCGUCAACAACGCCGGCACCAUGGAAAUGGGAACCAUAGAGAACACCUCGCUCGAACAGUUCGACAGAGUGUUCAACGUCAACGUGAGAGCUAUUUACGGGCUGACGGCUUUGGUCGUUCCUCAUCUGGUCAAGACGAAAGGGUCCAUCGUGAAUGUUUCGAGCGUGUGCGGACUCAGGGCUUUCCCGGGCGUCCUCAGCUACUGCAUGUCCAAAAGCGCCUUGGACCAAUUCACGAGAUGCGUCGCUUUGGAGCUGGCUCCUAAAGGGGUGAGGGUCAACGCGGUCAACCCCGGGGUCAUAGUCACACCGCUCCAGCGGAGAGGCGGCCUCGAUGAUAAGCAGUACCAAGAGUUCCUGGAAAAAUCCAAAACCACCCACGCUCUGGGCAGGCCGGGAGAGGUGAACGAGGUGGCAGAGGCGAUAUUGUUUUUGGCUAGUGACAAAGCUUCAUUUAUAACGGGGGAAACGUUGGCUGUGGAUGGUGGACGGCAUGCAAUGUGUCCACGAUAAAAAAAACAACUAAACAUUUGUACCAACAAUUCUAAUAAAAAAAUUGUUAAUUUCUUUA